Benincasa hispida (wax gourd) is the source of this 2075-nucleotide messenger RNA. It is a transcript of the gene RDM4, whose product is annotated as RNA-directed DNA methylation 4. Lineage: Eukaryota; Viridiplantae; Streptophyta; Magnoliopsida; Cucurbitales; Cucurbitaceae. The record is from RefSeq and is a predicted model, not a curated record.
AAUCCCCAAAAUCCCAUAAAUGCCCUAAAAUUAAACUCUCUACUCAAGACUUACGAACUCGCUUGCCUCCUAACACCCACGACGACGCUCUCUGUGACGUUUGAUGUGUGUGAGCGGUGUAGCAGAUAUCGACGGCGGCUUAAGCCUCCUUCUCCGGCAAUUCGCGAGCAAACCUACACAAAUCGGACUAGGAAUCAAUGACGUUCAUACCCUGUGACGACCAGUUACGCUAACCACGACUUGCAGUAGCUAUUUUUCAGCGUUGUAGCAGCAAAUUUUCCUCAUUCCGGCAAGGUUUAAGCUUUCGAACAAUUUCCAGCAAGGAACCAAGUCCUUUUCGGUUCUCUCUUCAUUAUUGCUUGCUCUAGCCACAUUAAUUGAUGCCUUAGUGAGGGUUCAGUCUGAAAGAUCAGGGACUGGAAAAGGCAGUGGUGAAACAAAGCAUACUUCCAAGUCUAGGGAGACUGCUAUUUCAUUUGCUGAAAAACUGUACACCGAGCAUUAAUACUUCAUAGACCUGUUGAAGUCCAAAAGUACCAUUGUCCAAUCUGACCUAUUCAGUCUUAAGGAGCCUUGUCAAAAAUAUUCCUCAUGCUUUUAAGGAAUAGAACAUAAAACUAUUUCCUGUCAUAUGGCCAGCAUCGGUGAGAGCUCUUCUUCUGUUCCCAAACUUGUGGAUGAAAAGCCGGUUUUAGUUAGGGUUAAGCGCAAAGCUUCCCAAUCUCGACUUGAUGCAUUAUGGCUGGAAAUCAAUGAGAGGCCAUCGAAGCGACCGCUCUUGGAUUUUGAGAAUUUAUCAAUUUCAGAAACUUUCCACAAAGAGGAACUAAAGACUAAGAAGAUAUUUGUACAGCAUGUGGAGACAUUAAGAAGCUCUGAGGCCACUGUUGACAUUGUUCAGUCCUUUGGGGCACCUGAUGCUGCUUCCACCAUUGAAAAUAACCUAAAGAAUGAGGAGCGCAGAAGAAAAUUUAAGAAAGAGAUUUCAAGACAAGAUCAGUUGUUGGUUAAAGCUAGACAAGAACAAGAGGUUCUGGCAAAAAAUGCUAGAUUUGAGCAGAUAUGGAGAAGUAGGAAAGGAGUUAAAGAUUCAAAAGAUGACCAGUUACAUGAUAUAUAUCAUAUCUAUGAUAUUGUUCGUCUUGAUGCAAAUGAAAUAUCAAUUGAAGCACCAAAACAGGAGGAACAAAUGUCUCUGGACGAUCAGAGUAUGUUAUCAAGUUACCUGCCUUUACUAAGGGAGUUUAUUCCAAGUGCUGCUGCGGAGAUUGAAUCAGAUAUAGAUGCAAACAUGAUGAAACAAGAUUUGCCCAUAGAUGAUUAUGUAUAUGACUACUAUACUGUGAAGGAUAAUGUGGAGAUUGCUGAUGACGAUGCCUCUAAUCCGUUUCCUUUGAUACAAGUUGAUGACUUGGAUCUAUAUGAUGGGCCUGAUGACUCAGAUUAUGAAAGCGAUGAUUCAAAUGCUGAAAACAAUCCUUGCUUUGAUUACCCGGAUGAGGUUUCCGAUGAAGAAGAAUUGGAGAGUGGAUCUUUGAAUGAUGAAUUGGAAGAUAAUGACGAUGACAAGCAGUCCUCGGAAAGUAAUGAAUUAGAAGAUGUGUUCUCAGAGGAGGACAAAAUUCAAUUAUAUGAGGAUGAAAUAUAUGGUGAUUUUGAUGAAGAUGAUGCCGAUAGCUUUGAUUAUGAUACUAAUGGUGGUCAUGAUGAAGGUGAAGAUUGGAGAUGGUCCUAUCGCUGAAUUUUCAGUAGUAGGACAAGUUUUUCAUCCUUGGGAGUGAUGACGUUUUUUCCUUCGCUUUUCCUAUUAGGUAUUUCUUUUUAAUUUUUUUAUUAUGGUUUAGAGUUUAGGAUUUAGGGUUUUAAGCAAGUUGUUUGAUAACGAAGGUUUGCAAUGCUUAGGGAUGUAGCAUUGGAGAUUUAGAGUUCGAACCACAUUUUUUGCUACUUGAGAUUCUAUGAAAUGGAAUGACCUAAUGUCACAUUUUAGUUAACAGGUUUAUCAACUAGGUUUCUUUGUAAUUAAGUCGUUUGCCGUUUAUUUUCUGAUAUAAAAUAAUAUUGUUAGAUGAAAA